This is a messenger RNA of Lottia gigantea (owl limpet), 2364 nucleotides long. RefSeq lists its product as hypothetical. The record is from RefSeq and is a predicted model, not a curated record. The transcript is spliced from 19 exons. The annotation marks the transcript as partial. Gene Ontology annotation, molecular function: protein binding. NCBI's taxonomy places the organism in Eukaryota, Metazoa, Mollusca, Gastropoda, Lottiidae.
CAGUAUGGAGAAUUAUAUGACAAUAUUGAUGUCACAAGAGAAGGUAGUGUGGACUGGGAUAAAUUUGCCUCUCAUAUGUUACUUGAAUUUUAUGAAAAAGAUGACAGAGUCAAAUCAACACAAGUUCCACAGUGGAAAGAUCUUAAAAAUUUACUCAGUCCACAUAAAGAUAUUGUACAGCGUGUAUCAUAUUUAAAAAAUACUAAUAGAUAUGUUGGUAUUAGUAAGGAAGGAUGUGUUUCUAUGUGGAAUCAAGAUUUAAAACUACAGAAAUCAUUAAAGAUAUCUACUGGUGCUUAUAGAGCUAGAGAUUUAUGGGUUAUGGAUUUUGUUUUAUUACAAAAUGUAAACAAGAUAGCCUUAGCAUUUACCUCCAAAGAAAUAGCAAUAUAUGAUUUAAGUAGUAAACUAGAGUUUUUAUGUCAGUAUACAGUACAAGAUCUACCAUUUACACCUUUAUCAUUAGAUUACUGGUAUAAUCCAGAUAAUCCUAAUGAAGCUAAUUUAGUUUGGGGUGAUGUUGGUGGUGUAGUUAAUAUAUUAUUUUUUAAUUCUGCUAAUAUUGCCUUAUUUGAACGUCCUACAGCGCCUGCAGGAGAUAAACAAGGUAGACCUUUUAUCUCAUUUUACACUUUGUUUAAAAAUGCAUCCUACACAUCGUAUUUAGCACAUAAAGAUAUUAAAGAUAAAGUAGAAUGGGUCAGACAAGUGAUGUUUUCACAUUAUUUAGAAUGUUUUAUAAGUUGUGCUACUAUGUCUAAUAAUGCUGUAGUAAUAGGCUGGAUGGAAAAACACAGUGCCGUUAAUGAAAAUAUCAAAUUAUCACAAUGUGAAUUCAACAUAUCACAAGGUGUAAAUGCUUUUGAUUAUAAUGAACAACUGAAUCUAAUUGCCACUGCAGGGGUAAAUAAUCAUGUCUGUUUAUGGAAUCCUUAUGUAGUUUCUAAACCAAAUGGGGUAUUAAGAGGACAUAUGGCUGGGGUAGUUAAAGUACAAUUUAUUAAAAACAGAGGUCAACUUAUUAGUUUUUCUAAAGAUAAAGUUUUACGUAUUUGGGAUGUACAACUACAAGUGUGUAUACAGAGAUUAGCUGGCAUGUUUCCUAAAGGUCCAGAAGUGAAUACAACAUUAUAUUUCGAUGAUAGUAGAGAUCGGCAUGGUUUAGAAAGAAAUAGGUUAUUUAUAACUUUUAAUUAUCAAAUAACCAUGAUGGAGAUGAAGGUUGAGAUAAAGAAUAGAGUAAUUAGUCAUGAUAAACCAGUUAUAUCAGCUUUAUAUAAUACAGUCUUUAAUCAGGUUGUAAGUCUGUGUCAAGGUGGUACAUUAAUAAUGUGGAUGAUAGAUACUGGUCAGAAAGUUAAACAAUUUAAUAAAGUACAUGGUAAUUCUGAAGUAACAUGUUUAGCACAAGAUCCCUCUGAAACGCGUAUUUAUACUGGUAGUACUGAUGGCAGUGUAAAGGUGUGGGAUUUUAAUGGACACUGUUAUCAUGUAUUAGAAUGUGCUGGAGGACAACCUGCUGAUUUAGGUCAGAUAUUGAUAUUAAAAAGAAGUGUUAUAGUUUUAGGUUGGACCAGAUAUUUAACAGUGUUUCGUAAUACCAGUUUUAAAGAUUAUCAUGUACAGCCUGCUGAUUGGAAAGGUGGACAGGCACAUACUGAAGAUGUGUUGAAUGCAGCAUUUGUUGGUCCCCAUACUCUAGCUAGUGGAUCAUAUGAUGGUGAUAUAGUUAUAUGGAAUACUAAUUCAGAACAAGCCACCAGACAUUUAAGUCAGAGAUCAAAAAGAGAAGUUAUCAAAUCAAGAACGACAACGGGUCCCUGUAAAUCAAGAGGUUUAUCUAGAGUUAGUGAAAGUAGUACUGAUGAACAGGUACUUAGAAUUUUACCUUUGAUUGUGUAUGGUAGGAACUUUGUUUGUAAACUGCUAUUUUUAGAAUCAAGAAAAAGUAACUCUGCCAGUCGUGGUGCUAAUUUAGUAUCAUGUGGUGGUAAUGGAUGGGUGAGAUUUUGGAAUGCCAACCAUGGAACUUUAAUUGCAGAAUUUGUGGCUCAUGAACAUGCUGGGAGUAUCAAGAUGGCUACUGAUAAAUAUAACCAGUAUCUAGCUACAGGAGAUGUUGAUGGCAAUAUUAAAGUAUGGGAUAUAUUAGAAUAUUGUAUCCAUGAAUCAGAGCAAAUAGUAAAAACAUGUCCUCCUUUGAUAUCUCAGUUCCAACCUCAUAUAGAUAUGAUAAAUACAAUAGAAAUUUGUGAGAGAAAUGAGCGAGUAUUAAUCAUCUCAGCAUCUUGUGAUUCCAGUGUGGCUGUCUGGGAUGUUUUUGGUAAUAAAAUAGGAAUAUUUGGUCAGGUAGGGCAAGAUUAG